Messenger RNA from Cherax quadricarinatus, 1035 nucleotides. Its product is annotated as interferon alpha-inducible protein 27-like protein 1. Gene Ontology annotation, biological process: apoptotic signaling pathway. The record is from RefSeq and is a predicted model, not a curated record. Gene Ontology annotation, cellular component: mitochondrion; membrane. NCBI's taxonomy places the organism in Eukaryota, Metazoa, Arthropoda, Malacostraca, Decapoda, Parastacidae.
GUUUUCCUUGAUGGCAUGAACACUACCAAUACAGUAGUUCAUAAACUUACAGCUGUGGGGUUCACCUCGGCGGGUAUUGCUGCUGGAUCCAUGGCUGCCGGCAUGAUGUCUUCUGCUGCCAUAGCUAAUGGUGGGGCAGUUGCUGCUGGCAGUGUGGUGGCAGUUCUACAGUCAGCAGGUGCUGCAGGUAUUGGUGCAGCUGCAACAGCUGGCUUAGCUGGUGCUGGGGCAGCUGUGGGUGUUGGUGUUGCAAAGGUCAUUGAUACAGUAACUGAGGAAGAGGAUGACAAGAAUGAAUGAGGCAGCAACAAAAUGGCUUAAAAAAAGAUCUAGAAAUUGAUGAAUAUAACAGAUUAGAUGGAAUGGUAUUGGAUUUAUUAAAAAAAAGGCAAGAAAAGGAUGCGAAGGUUCCCAGAGAUGAAUGAAGGACAGUGACCCAGGGAAAGAAAAUUAAUGUCACAAAGAAAAUAUUUGAAAACUGCAUUGAAGAAAAUUGUCAAGAGCACGACAAGAUACUUUUUUGUGUGUGAUUUCUUAUUAAAGCUUUUGAGAUCACUUUAAUACUUUCAUUAUAUAAAUUUUUCAUAUUCUUCAAGGGAGCUCUAAUUCUUAAUUGAACCUUUUUAAGACUGUAAAAUUCUUUAAGAAAUUUGUCCCUUAUUUCUACUGCAUAAUUUGAAAGUGUGGUCUCUUACUCCUGCUGCUGGUAUCAUGUUAUGUUUUAUUGUAUUAUCUCAAGAAUUUUUCUCCAUUCAUUUAUGAAUGAUAAUCUUAAAUAUUUACUACCUCUCAAUUCUGUUGGUAACAUUUCAAGAUUAAUUUUCAUGGUACAGAUGCCUUACAACAGCUGUAUAUUUUAAAAGUAAAUGUGCUCACUUCUUGAGACGGGUCAGGUCGACUAUCAACAAUUGUUGCUUUUACUAGAAUGGAAUAAAACUUGAGUGAAUAUUUUAGUUUUCUAUUAAAAUGUUUUUUCUCUUUUAGGUUCUAAUGGUUAAAAUUUUUCUUAUUAAAUUGAAUCGUGGAUAAAGAAAA